Molecule: messenger RNA, 1349 nt
Organism: Poeciliopsis prolifica (blackstripe livebearer)
Lineage: Eukaryota; Metazoa; Chordata; Actinopteri; Cyprinodontiformes; Poeciliidae
Gene: sde2
Product: SDE2 telomere maintenance homolog (S. pombe)
Exons: 10
Coding region: 171-1202 (343 amino acids)
Cellular component (GO): nucleus
Source: RefSeq, a predicted model, not a curated record
AAACGGAGCCAAGAUGGAGGUGUUUGUUGUUGCUCCGAGCUUCAGGUGCUCAAGCUUCGAGUUUCCACCUGGUUCUGUUGUCAGAGACGUUCUGGAACGGUUAGUCCCGCGCCAGGACUGGUACGUCACCACUAACGGCCGCCUGUCCGGGCCGGAGGAGCGGCUGCAGGAUGGGGCCGUCUACCGCCUGGAUCCCCGGCUCCGCGGAGGGAAGGGAGGUUUUGGGUCCAUGUUUCAUUGGUUUUCCAGGUUUUGUUGGUUUUCCAGGUUUUGUUGGUUUUCCAGGUUUUGGGUCCAUGCUCCGGGCUUUGGGCGCGCAGAUCGAGAAGACAACCAACAGAGAGGCCUGCAGAGAUCUGAGCGGCCGGCGCCUUCGGGACGUGAACCAUGAGAAGGAGAUGGCCGACUGGCUGAAGAAGCAGUCGGAGCGCGAGGCAGAGAAGGAGCAGCGGCGGCUGGAGCGUCUGCAGAGGAAGCUGUCGGAGCCGCGGCAUCAGUUCGCCGACCCGCAGUACCAGCAGCAGUGCCACGACCUGAGCGAGCGUCUGGAGGACUCGGUUCUGAAAGGUCUACAGGCGACCGCCAGCAGUCAGGUGAAGGUCGGAGCCGACCCGGAUCAGAACCAAGCCCCUUCGAGGAAGAGGAGGAAGACUGCGGCGGCGGCCGGGUUCUGGACGGGGCUGGACGAGCUGCUGAGCUCUGAGGAUGAAGAUGAUGAUGAGGAUGAAGAUGAUGAUGAUGAAGAUGAUGAUGAAGAUGAUGAUGAAGAUGAUUCUCCAUACAGCAGAGGAGCCGUUACCAUGACGACCCCGAGGGAGGAGGCGGAGCCUGGACCCAGCAGCAGCACCGCUCCAACCACCAGAACCACCAGAACCUCAGAGGUCCAGGACCCUGGGCUCCCGACGGAACCGGCCCAGGUCCAGGACCCCGAGCUCCAGACGGAACCGGCUGUUGGACUGUCAGGGGACCAGAACCCUCCUCAUGGCUGCAGGGAACCGGGUCAGCAGUUGGACCUGUCCUCGGUGCCGUCCGUCCAGCAGCUGGAGUCUCUGGGUCUGGAGGUUCUGAAGGAGGAACUGAUGCGCCGCGGCCUGAAGUGCGGGGGAACGCGGUCGGAGCGCGCCGCCCGCCUCUUCUCCGUCAGAGGCCUGAGUCCAGACCGGAUCGACCCGGCACUGCUUGCCAGAACCAGGAAGAAGUAGACCCAGCGGGGAGGUUUCUCUGGAAGGCGGGACUUCCUGUCCGGAAUGAAGCGUCCGGGUCUGGAUGUUGGAAUCGUUUAUUUGAACAUGUGAAUCGAUGAUCAGAUUUGUUUUUAUGAAAUAUUAAUAAAAUGCUUCAGAACCGAA